This is a messenger RNA of Mixia osmundae IAM 14324, 2320 nucleotides long. RefSeq lists its product as uncharacterized. The coding region runs from base 258 to 2255 and encodes 665 amino acids. The transcript is spliced from 5 exons. The record is from RefSeq and is a predicted model, not a curated record. NCBI's taxonomy places the organism in Eukaryota, Fungi, Basidiomycota, Mixiomycetes, Mixiales, Mixiaceae. Gene Ontology annotation, molecular function: sphingomyelin phosphodiesterase activity. Gene Ontology annotation, biological process: sphingomyelin catabolic process.
ACGUACUCGGCAAGCUCCUGCCGGCCUCGCAGUCUCGCCGCUUGCUGCGAUGAUGGGCCGACAUCUGCGCCCUGGCAGAGCGGCGGAUCUGAUCGUGAUCGUGCUCGUGCUCGUGCUCGUGCGCUCGCGGUCACUGACAGACAGACAGACACUGAUUGGUUCUAUCUUUGGACGACAAUUGACGGCUGAUGAGGACACCUGACAGGCUGCCUGACUGCAGACAUCGCAUAGCAAGGUAGCCGGGAGGAUUAGCGAGGAUGACCAGGCUGAGGAUCUACCUCCUCGGCCUGGGCUUUGUCCUCGCAUUGGCCCUGUUCAUGAUCUCGACCAUUGCGCCCGGCAACCUCGCACUCGAACUGUUUCAGUCCUUCUCUGCACUCACAACAUGCUCUGCUUGCUUCGGCGCUCUCCUGCCCUUGCGCACACUCGCACGAUUGGGCGACGACACCUUUACGGCCGCGCUCGUCAAGUUCUGCAUUGGAUUGGGCAUACAGGAUGAGCAGGUCUGCUGGGGUGCCCUCGGCCUACAAGCACCCGUCAUCGCUCACAGCUUGCGAAGCAUCUCUGUCACGGGCAGGACAGCAUCGCUCUUCUGUGCCAAGAUAUUUGGCCUUUGUCCUUACCCCAACAUUCUGCCUUAUCAAGUCCAGUUUCCUCGAGAGAAGCCUCUCAAGAGGCCUCAUGCCUUACCAGUAGCGCCAUUACAAGUCUAUCCUGGCGGCUUACUUGGCCCCGGCCCGCGUGUACGAAGAACCGGCAAGCGCGUCAGGUUCGUGCAGAUCAGCGACUUACACAUCGAUCGAUCCUACGUGCCCGGGUCCGAGGCCGAUUGCAUUCGUGUGAUCUGUUGUCGCAACUAUGGACCGGGCUCAGUAGGCAAGCUCGUCCAGACGCCUGCAGGUCCCUACGGCCAUGCCAAUUGCGAUGCCCCACCCAGACUUUUCGACUCUAUGAUCGAUGCUAUCGAACGUCUUGUGCCGGAUGCCGCCUUCAUCUCGUUUACAGGCGACGUCGUCGACCACGCCGUCUGGCUCUCUACAAAAGAGAACGUGCAGGUUGACAUCCUCGAAGCCUACGGGCAACUUUCACGCAAAUCCACUCGCCCCGUCUACGGUGUCGUCGGCAACCACGAUAUCGCGCCGACCAAUUCCUUCCCUCGCAAUACGUCUUUCGGCUGGCAAUCGCAGCAAUGGGAUUUCGACCUUCAUGCGAAUCUGUGGCGCGAAUGGAUUGGCGACGAAGCAGCAGCUACAGCGGCACGCAUGUUUGGCUGCUACGUCGUCAAAGAUGCAAAGACGGGCGUAAGGAUCAUCUCCAUCAACACAUCGUACGGAUACAAAGCAAACUUCUGGCUCUACGACUCAGAUCAGCAAUAUCCCGACCCGAACGGUCUGUUGGCCUGGAUCGUGCGAGAGCUUCAAGAUGCAGAGGAUGCUGGCGAACGAGUCUUGAUCACUGGUCACAUCUCUUCCGGCAAGAGUGACUACCUGCAUGACGCUAGUAACUACUGGGAUCAAGUCAUCCAACGCUACCGACAUACCAUCGUGGCACAGCUGUACGGGCACAGCCACCGGGCAGAAUUCGAGAUUGCUUAUUCGCAGCCUGCGCACAAGACACCCGAAACAGCCAGCUCAAUCUCGUUCGUCUGUCCUGCUCUCACGCCUCAGAGCGGGAAUCCGAGCUUCCGAGUGUACGAGAUGGACGAAGAAACAAAAGAGAUUAUGGACUUUACAGACUACAUUGCUAACCUCACAGCGCCAACCUUCCAGCGCGACCCCUUCUGGUAUCCGUACUACUCUGCUCGCGAGCUCUACGGAUCGAAACUUGAUCCACCGCUCGAGCCUGACCAACCUAUCGAUGCUUCCUUCUGGCACCGCGUGACUCAAGUAUGGGAGACCGACUUGCGCGCCUUUAGCACUUUCAUCAACAACCUCAGCAGGGGUGGCCAUGUCAGACGAUGUGGACCGAUAUGUCAUGCAAAAUGGAUCUGUCAUUUGCGCGCAUCACGAUCUCAAGACAAUUGCGACGCGAUCUCGCCCGGCUUGCACAUCGGAAAUUCCAACGAGACGAUAGGCGCGGGGCUAGUGGUACCUCCAGGUGAAGAAGAUCCAGAGGAAGACACGCACAUGGACGUUGCUCACAUCUUUCGCGAUUUCGCUCGACAUGCAUCUGCUCAGCGAUAUGAUGCCGCUCUCAUCUUGCCGCAGCUUGACCGCAGUAUCGCCACGAGCUGUAAGAAGGCCCCUCACUCAUAGACUUGGUUGUUGUACUCCCUUGCAGGACUGUAAUGCGAUACAAUACACAUCCACAGACGCUCUAC